This is a messenger RNA of Pseudo-nitzschia multistriata, 4196 nucleotides long. The record is from the annotation of a GenBank genome assembly. NCBI's taxonomy places the organism in Eukaryota, Bacillariophyta, Bacillariophyceae, Bacillariales, Bacillariaceae.
UAAGUUAACGUAUCAAAUGUUGGUGUGGUCAACGGUGUUAUCAACAAAUAGCGGGCUUAGUUUAAAUGAGUACUGUACUUUGGUAGAAGACGGCGGAUCUUGGGUGGGUAUUUCUUGGCACAUCAAGGACAGGCACACACCAACGCGACAGUUUCAGAGAAACAGAAUACCCGAUAGAUGUAUGGUACGCUGACUGCAUUGCCACGAACAGAGUUUUCUUAUUCCGUCUGUUUACAAAGAAACUACGGUGGCAAGAACGGAGAACACGGCCCCGGCCAACAUUCCGUAUGCCGCAGAAGAAGAUUCAUCCGCCUCGGCUUCAUCCAUAAUUGCGUCGGCUUCGGUGUCAGUUUCGUUCGUAUCCUUCAAGUUGCUGAGGAUAUCUCCGACGCCCCCCAUGGCAUUACUCACGGCAUCGUUUGCCGUACCCAUGGCAUUAUUCACGGCAUCGUUUGCCGUACCCAUGGCAUUAUUCACGGCCUCGCUUGCCGUACCCAAGGCCUCUUCGACGGCGGCAUUUGCACCGGAAUACGAGGCGAUGGCAGCGAGAACAGCAAUGAAAACUUUGGAAAUGGUCAAUCGGAACAUGGUGUUAGUGAAGGGUGGUGCAAAACGAAUGUAUCGGUAGCAAGAUGGAAAUAUAUCGAUGUAGAAUACUUGAAAAAGUUUUUAUGUGCAAUAAGUGGGGCGAUAUGAUGGAGCAUGGGCACGCAAUAACACGUAAUCGUCUUCGAGUGAGAAAAGAUUUCAUCGGUGUCACCGAACCUUUUGUCACCGAACCUUCCGUACAUUUGGACGGUAGAUGCGGGCAGUACCAGGUACGAGCACUACGCACCAAAUGAUUAAAAGAAUACUUAGGUACUCUUUAAAAUUCUGAACUGAAAUCUUCUCUUCUUCUCAAGAGUGUUCUCGCGUAUUAGAUCACUUAGCAAGCCUGCAAGCGAUCAGAUCAUUAGUGUCAAGACAACAUUCUAUCUUCGCUCGCGUGUUCUUUGUGUCUCUUUUCAAUUUUCAAAAAAGACCCUGGGCUUAUGAAUAGAGUAAAGAACCCAACACAAAUGGAUGAUUCUCCGGUGUUGAUAUUUUUAUUUUGGUAGUACAAGUACACGUGCAUAUCACUUUUCCGUAAAGGUGUGCAACCGAUGAUUCGCAUUUCGUAUCCAGAGUGCGGCUCUGAAAAWUGUCGAAAAUGUGAUUUGUUAAGCCUUCUCAAAGUUGCUUUUAAAUCACAAGAGGUCCUCUUUUWAAUCUUCGUAGGUCUCAAAGAGAGGGAAAAAGUACGAGUAUGUACUCGCAAGAAUAAUGGUCUUCAUGCCACAUCGGUUCGUUCGAGCUCGUUCUAUCUGUUCUUCAACGCAGGUUUCGAUCUACCCUCUUGAGGUUCUUCUUCAACGGGUUAUCUUGGCGUUGUUACCACUGUACCAUAUGGCAUUUCACCCUUUUAGGGGGGAUUUUAGCAACUCCUAAAGGGGGCAAAUAAAAAGCAAAAAGCUACUAAGAAGUACCAGUAGGUACUUGGGUACGGACCAUACCUAUCAGUGUAUCGCCACGAAGAAACCUUUACUGUACUCUGUCCUGGCUAGUCAAAGGAUAAGAAUCACUACGAGGACGUGCUGCUCAUCUUGUCAUAAGUAAUAAUAGCUCUCUUAUCGUACAAAAGGUAAUUUUGAGACAUCCAGACGCAACCGCGUCGAAACAAAAGAACGGCCUUUCCUUGGUUGUCGGUCGCGUCUCAUUUUCCCGCGACCAUCCAACACAGGUUUUGGUGCGACCGUGGAAACUUGGCAUGGCACAGUACGUACUUACUCGUACUAUACUAUUCGCACGGUACGAUCGGACCCGGAUCUGCGUCCUCUUUCCAUCGCGCUGCCUGCCCGAAACAAAAUGUGUUCAUCACGGGAGUGGUCUUCCGGAAAGUACUAUCUACCUACCGGUAUGCAAACGAAGAGAGUGGCGAUCGUGUUUCGAGCGAGGUCCGUGGUGGUUGGGCGUAGAGUGCAGUGCCGCWGUCUCGCCCAAAACAGCAUGCGGUCUACCGAUACGAAUCACAGACAGAGCAGCUCACGGCACCACACUUGGAAAAAAGUGAUUUGCUCUUGUUUCGAUCUUGCCGGCUCUAGACWAUCGAUGCCGUGGCCCCGGCCAUAAUUUCAUUUGCAGCACUUCCGAAACGAGUCAAACCCCAGACAAAACAGCAGCAKUCGCYACUUUUGUCACAUUCAGCGAAUCCUUUUCAAAUACAUGAUCAGAAAUUGUUUGUAACUCUACGGUACRAUACAGUAACAAAUUAAUUAMCCAUUUGUCACCAUGUACGGAGACAAUACCACUAGCAACGUUCCAAAGGAUUCCUUUUCCGAARACAACCGGAAGUUWUCACCCGCGAUUCCCCGUCCUCGACCUACCYUAGGAGCAAUGGCAUCCGCUUCGUCCUUGUCCUCGUCCUCCUUUCGGUUUGGCAACACGGAGGCYGAUUCCACCACCAACAGCARCARGAACUACUCGGACGAUUCCGAUAUCCCAUGGGGAGAUCGCAAGCCCGCCGCCAAGGUUUUCCCCUUUUCCGAUUACGGCAACGACUACCAACACUUCCAAAUGGAAGACAUCGACGACGACGACGAUGACUACGCAAUGGACCUGGAAGAUUACGAUGACCCCGAUAUGGACCUGGUAGAAUACCCAAGCAAGGAAAAGUUCGAGAGUUCCAUCGCCACUGGCUCGGACGAAGAGUUUGAGUUGAACACUCCAACGAAGGACGGGGUUCUCUUGCCCAGAAAUUCUCCCAGCCAGAGAAUCAUCAAGCGCCUUGCUUCCUCUUCUUCGGUGGUUGCCAAACCUUCCCCUUCCCCGGACAAGAAGGGAGAAGCCACUCUCAAGACCGACCACAGCAGCCACACCGACGACGAAGAAAACGGUCGGUGCGACUGUCGAGAAGACGACGACGGCCACGACGACGGCCACGACGACAGCAGCGCCCUUCUCGCCGCAAAGAACGGGCCACGAACCACCAAGACCACCRUUUUCGGAGACGGCACGGCCAUCUCCAACCGCGAAUUGCUCUGGGCGGCAUCCAUCUUUUUCCUCGUUGUUGGGAUUUCCGUCCUGACCGCGGCACUCGUCCUCAUCAAGGGCCAGAGCAGCAGCAUCCUCGACGCAAACAGCRAAGGACKCAUUCCCUCGACGCCCUCCGCGUCUCCCCCGUUCGGAGAACCACCCACUCCUCCACCCGUGGUGGUCGYCCCCAGGCUSUCCGUCCAGAACGAAUGGAAACUGGUCUACGCGGCCAUUCGGGACAACCCGCUGACCCAGUCCCUCCUGGUCUCCGGGGACGGCGAAGAGGUCCUCCCGGCCGAUCCGACCUUCUACGAGGGUCUCGUCGAGGGCAUGGUCUUCUCGGAGGAUCACCGCGAUUGGAUUCCAGCAGUGAUGCCCUUGUCUGACGACAACGACGAUCUCGUGAACCUCUACGGCAUGACUACCACCGACCAGCAGCAGAUUGCCGGCAACAACAACGGCAACAGCAUCAACACGAACAACCACAGCGGCGGCCAACACAUCGGAAUGCCUCCGUCGGCCGCCAAGAAGAACCCCAUGACCCCGAACCAAAAGGCUACCGCCUGGUUGCUYUAUCACGACCGGCGCAAGGACCCGAACGAGUCCGUCUGGCGGUGGGCUCUCGCCUCCAUCUACUUCAAAAUGGGCGGGCACGGGUGGACCAUCUUUCGUCGGGACCAGGRGGCAGAUCGUUCGUCCCCGAAGUGGUUCACMRAUGCACCGCUCUGCGACUGGGAGCGCCUGGAGGGCUGCAGCGGCUACUUCAAGGRCAAGGGCAASGRCAACCGCAAUCCGMAAGCGCAAACCCACCUCCACCACGCCGAGCAGCACCACGAGCUUCCGGUGGACCUCGACUUUGACGAUUCCAAUCUCUCGGGAAGCAUCGCCACGGAAUUUUCUCUGUUGAGACUCUACAACACCGGCUCCGACGACGAAGACACCGUGCUGCGGGCCAUCACGCUGACCGACAACCGAUUGACCGGAAGGAUCCCCGGCCGGGUUUUUGAGUUCCUCUUUCCCUCGCUCGGAAAGUUGUAUCUGGACGGCAACGAAUUGACGGGAACCAUUCCCUACGAGCUGGGUGGGCUCGGUGAGUAAACUUGCAAGCCCCAAAGAACCAAAAAUACCGGCUGUCACCUGCCGGG